AUGAUUGACAGUACAGUAAAAUACAAAAUUUUCCCAGAACAAACAGGCAUAUCACUUAGUCCUUAUGCUACUGCUGAAGAAAUUAAACAAAGUAGAAGAAUUAACAAGAUGCGAGACGGAUUUGUUGUUCCUAAGACUGCUAUAGAUGCUACUUAUGUUGAUAAAAAAUGUCCUUUUACAGGAGAUGUCAGGGUAACAGGAAAAAUUUUUGAAGGAGUAGUUUAUAAAAUGAAAGCAGAUAAGACUAUAGUUGUGAGAAUCAACAGAUUAGUUUAUAAUAAGAAAUACAGAAGGUUUGGCAGAAGACAUACGAAUGUUAGUUCUCAUAUGUCUCCUUGUUUUGAAGGUCUUAUUAAUGUGGGUGAUACAGUUAUUUGUGGAGAGACGAGAAGAUUAAGCAAGACUAAAAGUAGUGUAGUUUUAGACUUUAAGAAGAAAAGCACUGAAGGAAAUUUUAAAAGAUUAGAAGAUUUCUAA
Molecule: messenger RNA, 477 nt
Organism: Vairimorpha ceranae
Lineage: Eukaryota; Fungi; Microsporidia; Nosematidae
Product: 40s ribosomal protein s11
Exons: 1
Coding region: 1-477 (158 amino acids)
Biological process (GO): translation
Cellular component (GO): ribosome; cytosolic small ribosomal subunit
Molecular function (GO): structural constituent of ribosome
Source: RefSeq, a predicted model, not a curated record